GCCCGGCCGGACAAGUUUGUUUCCCGGGUGCGGAGCUGCGGCUGCGGCGCGCAGGUGCUCUCGGCGGGGGUCGGGAUGGAGCUGCCCACCGUGAACCUGAAGGCCAUCCUCCUGGUUCACUGGCUGCUGACGGUCUGGGGCUGCAUUGUGUUCUCGGGCCCCUACUCCUGGGCCAACUUCACGGUCCUGGCCCUGGGCGUGUGGGCCACGGCCCAGCGGGACUCGGUGGACGCCAUAAGCAUGUUCCUGGGCGGCCUGGCGGCCACCAUCUUCCUGGACAUCAUCCACAUCAGCAUCUUCUACCCGCUGGCCAGCCUGACGGACACGGGCCGCUUCGGCGCGGGCAUGGCCAUCCUAAGCCUGCUCCUGAAGCCGCUGUCCUGCCUCCUCGUCUACCACAUGUACCGGGAGCGUGGCGGGCAGCACCUGCUGGACACGGGGCUCCUGGGCCCCUCGCAGGACCGAAGCACCUACCAGAGGAUCGAUGCGCCCGAGUCCCCCCCAGACCCCUUCGCGGGCCAGGAGGCCGCGGGUCACACCCCACAGGGCUACUGAGCGCCCACUGCACCCGGCCCCAGCCCGGCGGAGACUGCAGAAGAGGCCGCGUCGUGGCCACCCUGUGCCUUGGCCAUCGCUUGGGGGUGCGCCUGACCCCUUCCUCGGACCUCACAGGACCGUGACCUGCCCUUCUCC
This is a messenger RNA of Sorex araneus (European shrew), 693 nucleotides long. It is a transcript of the gene AGTRAP, whose product is annotated as angiotensin II receptor associated protein. The record is from RefSeq and is a predicted model, not a curated record. The coding region runs from base 76 to 555 and encodes 159 amino acids. The transcript has 5 exons. Gene Ontology annotation, biological process: angiotensin-activated signaling pathway; regulation of blood pressure. Lineage: Eukaryota; Metazoa; Chordata; Mammalia; Eulipotyphla; Soricidae. Gene Ontology annotation, cellular component: plasma membrane.